AUGGCGAAUUCGACGCUAGAGAACAGUCUCUGGGACCAAGCAGUCGGUUUACGAGCGAUUUUCUAUCUUUUACCGCCGUCAGAACAUGAGGAUGAUGUCGAAAAAGUCCCUGAUUAUAUUGGCAAAGCAAUACCCUGGUUUUAUGCGAUGAUUUUGCUCGAUUGGGUUGUGGGCUGGUGGAGAAAUAAGCUUAGUUUUGAGUCUCGAGAUGCGAUCGGGUCGUUGACAGCAGGAUCCAUGUCUCAAAUGACCAAAUUACUUGGCGAAGGAGGACUUGAAAUGGCGAUUUAUACAGCGCUCUACAACUAUGGACAUUUUCUGGACUUGGAAAAUCGCUCCUGGACAUUUUGGUUGAUCGGCUUCUUUGGCUACGAUUUUGGAUACUAUCUCACCCAUCGAUUCGGUCACGAGAUCAACUUUCUUUGGGCAGCGCACCAAGUCCACCAUUCCUCGGAGUACUACAACAUGGCCACGGCGCUAAGACAAAGUGCGCUGCACAACCAUCACCGAGUCCAUCACGGCCGCAACCCGUACUGCAUCGAUAAAAACUACGCCGCAGUUCUGAUUAUUUGGGAUCGAAUGCUCGGAACAUUCGCGGCCGAGCGGGAAGAAGAACCGGUUGUUUAUGGACUCGUCUCGCCGAUUGAAACGUAUGAUCCGAUAAAGAUUCAGUGCAAAUACUACAACGAGCUGUUUUGGUACUGUCUGUCGGGGAAGAAUUCGUUCAGUCAGAAGAUGCAGAAACUUUGGUACGGGCCUGGAUGGAAUAUUGAAGAACAGAAGUAUUAUCCGAUCCCGGAGGUGGCUAAAGACUCAAAGCCAUGGAACAGUCAAAUCGACACGCCGAUGCUCCUGUAUGUCAUCGCUCAAUACAGUAUCACCAACAUCCUCUUCGUCACGGCGCUAGAAUACGUCAGCUACUGCAACGCCGCUUACAUUACUCUCUCCUUCUGGAUCUACGGAAACCUCAUGAAUCCCAAAGAAGACAGAAUGAGUCACAUUUUCUUUGAAUUUUGCCGCCUCGUGCUUGGGCUGGUCUACUUCAGCACUAGAAUCAACGAAACACUUUUCGCAGCCAUGUUUCGAUGGAACCUGGUUUCUUGCUUUCUUCUGACUUUGUACUGUGUUCUUUGCCCUGGUCCAGAGUUCAAGAAAAAGCUCGAAUAA
Molecule: messenger RNA, 1167 nt
Organism: Oikopleura dioica
Lineage: Eukaryota; Metazoa; Chordata; Appendicularia; Copelata; Oikopleuridae
Source: the annotation of a GenBank genome assembly